AUGGCGGCGAGAUUGGAGCUCUCGACGAUGGCGACGGACGCGGAGACGUUCGGGCCCACGCGCGAGCGCUUGGUGACGAGUGAGAUCGCGGAGAUGAUCUAUGCCCCGUAUAAUCAUACCGAUAAGUUUGGACGCGUGAGCGAUUGGUUGGCGGAGGAUGAGCGAGACGGACGCGGGAACAGAGGGGAGACGCGAGAGAAGAGGGAAAGACGAGAAAGAAAGGAGGAAAGGGCGAAGGAUAAGGCGGCGGCGAACGGCGGUGCUGGCGUGGAGACGGUGUUUAACUUUGUCGCGGACGUGGUGGAGGAGGAGAGCUUCAGUUUGGUGGACAACGCGACGACGAGAGGGAGCGGUCGACGGGACGGCGGCGGCGGCGGACGGGGCGGCGGACGCUGGAAUCAGUUUGGUGGACGCGGACGCGGACGCGGGAUGACGGAAGAGUUCGCGAGAGAUCUUGGCGUCGGGGCUGAGCGCGAACGUAACCGCCAAGCGCGCAUUCAGUCGAGAAAAGCCGCGCAGUGGAACACCUGGGCGUACAACAGGCAGCAGCAGCAGGUGCACUACAGCGCCUCGGUGGACAUUCGCCCGGACUGGGAAGUGGUGGAACAAAUCCAUUUCCCGGAGAUCAUCAAGCAAUCGCACGUGCUCGAGGACGCGCAGCCGGAGGAUUUGGCUUCGUACGGCUCCGUGCGCUGGUUUGACAAGUCGUACGACCGAGUCACGCCGAAGACCGAGGUGCCUUUGCGACGCCGCACAGACGAACCGCCGCGCAAUCUCACCGCGAGCGAUGAUCCGAUCAUUCAAAAGUACUCCGAAUCGGGCGCCGGCAACGUGUUCACCACGGACAACGUCUUGGCCGCCAUUAUGUGCGCGGCGCGCUCCAACUACUCUUGGGACAUUCUCAUCCGCAAGAAGGACGGAAAGAUGUUCUUAGACAAACGCAACGACGGUAACUUCGACUUGCUGACCGUGUCCGAAACCGCUCAAGAAGCCAUCACGGACGACCCGGACGACAUGAACGGAGUUCCGCAACUUUCCCAGGAGGGAACCAAGGUGAACCGCGCCUUUGUCGAACAGUCUCUCAACUCCGAGAAGGACGCCGUCAAGGUUGGUGAACCCGUGCCGUUCUUCAACGAAGUGGAGACAGAUUCCGUCGCUUACAAGUACCGUAAGUGGAACGUGGACGAGAAGACACAGCUCGUUUGCCGAUGCGAGUACAAUGGCGUGAGUGAAUCCAAGGGAAUGGAUAAGGGCAAGGCGCUCACCACUCUUGUCAAGGCUUUGAACGAGUUCGACUCCAAGGUCACCGGCAUUGACUGGCGACUUAAAAUUGAAACCCAGCGCGGUGCGGUGAUCGCGAACGAGCUGAAGAACAACGCGAACAAGUUGGCGAAGUGGACCGCGAUGGCCAUGCUCGUGGACGCUGAGCUCAUCAAGCUCGGUUUCGUAUCGCGCACGCACCCGCGCGACCCGAACUUGCACGUCGUGCUCAACACGCAAACGUAUAAGACGAAGGAUUUCGCGCAGCAAAUCAACCUGAAGGAGUCGAGCAUGUGGGGUUCACUUAAGCUCUUCCUCGAGACGUGUCGUAAGUUUGAAGACGGCAACUACCUGUGCGUCAAGGAUCCGUCCAAGGCGACGUUGCGAUUCUACAAGUACGAAGAGAAGGCGAGCGUGUUCUAG
This is a messenger RNA of Ostreococcus tauri, 1683 nucleotides long. Its product is annotated as Eukaryotic translation initiation factor 3 subunit D. Bases 1 to 1683 code for a protein of 560 amino acids. The record is from RefSeq and is a predicted model, not a curated record. NCBI's taxonomy places the organism in Eukaryota, Viridiplantae, Chlorophyta, Mamiellophyceae, Mamiellales, Bathycoccaceae. Gene Ontology annotation, molecular function: translation initiation factor activity. Gene Ontology annotation, cellular component: eukaryotic translation initiation factor 3 complex; cytoplasm. Gene Ontology annotation, biological process: translational initiation. The transcript has a single exon.